CGCUGUGGAGCUGUUAUCAACAUCAAUACGACUGGACUAAUGCAUGGAAACCUCGACCUUCCCGCCUAUCCAAGGACGCAGCCACCUUACUCUUCUGGACAGGUUUCAGUUUCUCAUGUUGGACUUGAGUGCACCUGGAAUAUACACCUGCCUGUUAUCAAUUUUAUUGGCACAGAUUCUGCAACAACAGGAGAGAAUUUAAACAGAUCUUUUGGUUUCGGGCCUUCAAGGCACCAUCACCUUCUGUUUAUGCUUGACCUGAGUCAGGCUGUUGAGCAAAUACAACGCUAUCAAAAGUCGAAAGACUUUUCAACAAUCCAAGCUGGUUGCUACAUGUGGAUUAAGGUCAAAUUGUAG
This is a messenger RNA of Protopolystoma xenopodis, 357 nucleotides long. The record is from the annotation of a GenBank genome assembly. NCBI's taxonomy places the organism in Eukaryota, Metazoa, Platyhelminthes, Monogenea, Polystomatidea, Polystomatidae.